Messenger RNA from Mytilinidion resinicola, 1142 nucleotides. RefSeq lists its product as uncharacterized. Bases 274 to 810 code for a protein of 178 amino acids. The transcript has 2 exons. NCBI's taxonomy places the organism in Eukaryota, Fungi, Ascomycota, Dothideomycetes, Mytilinidiales, Mytilinidiaceae. The record is from RefSeq and is a predicted model, not a curated record.
UGUGGAAACUUGUUGAAGCACUUCCUGCAGUGGUAAACAGGUGUACAUACGGGCAGAGUACUUGAUGAGUGUGCCACUUUUUUCGUGCCUAGCGUGGUAGCAUACGCGAAUUCUAUAUAAGAGUGGCCGCCCGAGCCUGCAACUCUUACCUAGACAUUCCAUCCAUUCUCAACCCUUAACUCUCAGUCUCAGUGGACUCUCAGAUACCAUCCCUUCUUACUAUAUCACUAUCUCAGCUCUAUCACCUCUAAAUUCCCCACUCAAUCUUCCAAAAUGACUAAACCUAUCCUCCUCGUCCUCGGCGCCGGCGCCAACAUCGGCGCAGCCCUCUCCGCCAAAUUCAGCGCCGCCGGCUACCGCAUCGCCCUCGCCGCGCGCAGUCUCAGCGACGGCCUGACCUCUGCCGGCCACCUCAACAUCAAAAUCGACCUCGCCGACCCGGCCGCCAUCCCGGCCGCCUUCUCAAAGGUCAAAAAGGAGUUCGGCACUCCCAACAUCGUGAUCUACAACGCCGCGAACACGUCGCCGCCGCCAGAUCCCAAGAACAUGUUCUCGAUCGAGACCGCGACGCUAGAGAAAGACGUGAAGCUCAUGACGAUCAGCGCGUACGCCGCGGCGAGGGAGGCGGUGGCGGGCUUUGAGAGUCUGGGAAAGGAGCAGGGGACGAAGGCGUUUAUUUACACGGGGAAUAUACUCAAUACGUUCAUCAUGUCGACGCCGUACGUGCUUACGCUGGGAGUGGGGAAGGCGGGGGCCGCGUAUUGGGUCGGGGCGGCGAGUGAGUUGUAUAAGGAGAAGGGGUUUAAGUGAGUUUUUUUCCUUCGCUCUGAUUCUGUUGGUUUGAGGCAGGGGGGAUGUUUGCUAAUGAGGGCAGGUUUUACUAUGCAGACGAGCGUAAGCCAGAUGGUGGAUCCAAGGGUGCGGGGAUUGACGGGCCGGCGCAUGCGGAUUUCUACUUCCAGCUCGCGACGGAGGAGGUCAGUGUGCCGUGGGAUGCGACAUUUGUGGCGGGGAAGGGGUAUACGAAAUUUUAGAUUGCUGCGUGGUAGUCGUGGUUUUCUUUCUUCCUUGACUAAUUGAAAAUGUUCUUCUUUUAUGUUCUCCGAUAGUGCUUCAAUAAGCAGACUUCUGCCAUCUAUUGG